CCCAAAGUCAUGGCCGGUGCUUCCGUACCUCACGCAGCUUUUGCGGCAUUCUUUCAGCCCGCCCCUCCUACGCCCGUUCCGCAGUACCAACCCGGCGAACCUAUCUCUCCACUCCGCAAGACGUGCGAGCGAGUGGGUAAGUGGACGAAGCGUCGUUGCUGGAUACGCGAGGCAAUGAGCGCGAAGGUCAGGGGCAAGAAAGGGAAGAAGGCGCCCGCGAUUCACUCCUCUACGCGCUACCACGGGGGCUCGGGCGAAUCCGAGGUGGGACCCUCGUACAGCGCGUAUGAGCUCGCAGAUUACUCGUGGGCGUCGGACGAGCCCUUCCUCAACGUUGAGCCAACCCGCAGCGUCAACAAUCCCUCAACCCCCGAUCGAGGAGGCGCUAUGACUCCCUCUCCUGCGUCUCCGGAUCUUUUAGCGCUCUCGGGUGUUAACAUGAGUCCGUUCGCGCUCCUGUCCAGGGAUCCGACUCGUCUCUGGCCAACGACCUUCAUACAACCCCGCGUGCACUCUUCCGGUCCGUUCGUCGACAUGCCUGUGCUUUUCGAGAGCGACGACUCCGACGAUGGCUCCGACGAUAUCACCACCACCAGCGAUAGCUCGGAGGACUACCAUAGGUUUCUUCCUUCCGGCACUUCGAAGCCCGAAGACAAGACGACAAGCGCGGUGAGGACGCUCCUACGGCUUGUGCAUCCUUCUCCGUCUCGGGUGUCGGACGGCACACCAUACCUUCCGGCUUUCGAUGCGGCUCAGACGGGCGCGUUUUCGUGUGGGACGAAGACGCACCUGGAUGUCGCGGAAGCGGUGCCUAGGGGCCAUAUGAGGAGGUCACCUGGGACACGGAACUUGUCCAUGUGUGUUCCGACGAGCAGCGGUCCGCUCUCUGGCUCGAACGCGCGUCUUACUCACGGUGUCGGUCUGGGUGUUAGCGUCCUUAACGCCGACGUCCCUCAAGGUGUCUCGUCGUCAUCUGACUCGACGACAUCUGAUCCCCGGGUCUUCGUCGUCAACCUGGCCAGCGACACCGACUCUUCGACGACAAUCAGCUCUGCGAUGCGCGGAUCGGGGUCGUCCGCGCUCAGCUUCUUGGCUCUUGUUGAUUCUCCUCCGGCGGUUUCUCCGGCCUCUCCACCAUCUGUGUCUGCAUUACAUCGACUCCUAUCAUCUCACUACGUUCCUGAUCCUGCGGCGCGCGCGAUCCCGCCGAGAGGGACUGUUGCACGCUCGGAUGAUGCCCACGUCCACACUGAUGGCGCGGUUGAUAACCGUAUCCAUGACGAGGGCCUGGAAUGGAGUGUCUUGUUCGAGUUCGACAGCGAGGAAGAUGGCCACUGCUACAUGGCUGCUUCGAGUUCUCGCGCGGCUAGCGUCCGUCUGCAGGCGACGGGUGCCUCGAGGUCUUUGGCUGCCAGGUCUACCGGCGCCGAUAGUCGCCCGAGUUUGUGCCCGACGGAUAGCUGCAUGGAGUAUUAG
Molecule: messenger RNA, 1476 nt
Organism: Coniophora puteana RWD-64-598 SS2
Lineage: Eukaryota; Fungi; Basidiomycota; Agaricomycetes; Boletales; Coniophoraceae
Exons: 1
Coding region: 10-1476 (488 amino acids)
Source: RefSeq, a predicted model, not a curated record